GUCUCCGUGGCUCCGGCCCCCUCCUUAGACUACACCCUCACCCCCCUCUCCGGAGACAAGUACACUGCCUGUUUGUGCGGCAGUGAGCGCAGGACCGUGAGCUGGACCAUGGCCCCCUCAGCCUUAGGCGUCGUGAACGUGACGGUGACCGCUGAGGCCGUGGCGUCCCACGCUUCUUGUGACAACGAGAUUGUGAGCGUGCCGGAGAGAGGUCGCAUCGACGUCGUCACACGGUCUCUCAUCGUGAAGGCUGAAGGAAUUGAGAUGUCAAAGACCUACAACUGGCUGCUCUGCCCAAAAGGAGAGACUCUGACUGAGGAAGUAGACCUUCAGCUCCCCGGGGACGUGAUUGUUGGAUCAGCCCGUGCUUCAGUAUCAGUCCUGGGUGACAUUCUGGGCCGAGCCCUGAACAACCUGGAUGGGCUGCUGAGGAUGCCGUACGGAUGUGGGGAGCAGAACAUGGCGCUCCUCGCCCCCAACAUCUACAUCCUCCAGUACCUGAGAAACACUCAGCAGCUCACCUCCGCCAUCAAAAACAAGGCCAUCAAGUUCCUGACCAGCGGCUACCAGAGACAGCUGAACUACAAGCACCGUGAUGGAGCUUACAGCACGUUUGGAUCAGGACCGGGGAACACCUGGUGA
Messenger RNA from Anarrhichthys ocellatus (wolf-eel), 642 nucleotides. RefSeq names its product alpha-2-macroglobulin-P-like. The record is from RefSeq and is a predicted model, not a curated record. NCBI's taxonomy places the organism in Eukaryota, Metazoa, Chordata, Actinopteri, Perciformes, Anarhichadidae. The annotation marks the transcript as partial. The transcript is spliced from 6 exons.